CGUCGCUGCCGGGGACAGAGCCUCCAAGGUCGGGACAGUUGAGACCAGCGCUGCCUCCUCGAGAGCACCACCCCGGAGACAGACAGAGAUAAAGAGAAAACGGAUGAUAUAGACAGAAACCCGAGCUCCUCCACCAGAGAAGAAGCCAAAUGGGGAAUCUGUUAAAAGUGCUCACUUGCACAGAGCUCGAGCAGGGGCCAAACUUUUUUCUUGACUUUGAAAAUGCACAGCCAACAGAAGGAGAGCGGGACGUGUGGAACCAGGUGAACGCCGUCCUCCAGGACUCGGAGAACAUCCUGUCUGGCCUGCAGGCGUACAAAGGAGCUGGCCAGGAGAUCAGAGAUGCGAUUCAGAACCCGAGUGACUUCCUGCUGCAGGAGCGCGCCUGGACCUCCGUCUGCCCGCUGGUCAUCAGACUCAAGAAGUUCUACAGCUUCUCCCUCCGACUCGAAGAGGCUCUGCAGAGUCUGCUGGAGUGCCUCACCUGUCCGCCCUUCACGCCCACGCAGCACCUGGAGAGGGAACAAGCUCUGGCCAAGCAGUUCGCUGAGAUCCUCCACUUCACUCUGCGCUUCGAUGAGCUGAAGAUGAGGAUUCCUGCCAUCCAGAAUGACUUCAGCUACUACAGAAGAACCAUCAGUCGAAACCGGAUCAACAACAUGAAUCUGGACAUCGAGAGUGAAGUGAACAACGAGAUGGCCAACCGGAUGUCUCUGUUCUACGCUGAGGCCACGCCCAUGCUGAAGACCCUCAGCAACGCCACCACCAGCUUCGUGACAGAGAACAAGACUCUUCCACUGGAGAACACGACGGACGUUCUCAGCACCAUGGCCAGCGUCUGUAAAGUCAUGCUGGAGACGCCGGAAUAUACGAGUCGGUUCAGCAGCGAGGACACAGUCUUGUUUUGCAUGAGGGUCAUGGUGGGAGUCAUCAUCCUCUAUGACCACGUCCACCCCAACGGCGCCUUCAACAAGUCCUCCAAGAUAGACAUGAAAGGCUGCAUAAAGGUCCUGAAGGACCAGCCAGCAGACAACGUGGAAGGCCUCCUGAACGCCCUCAAGUUCACCACCAAACACCUGAACGACGAGUCCACCCCAAAGAACAUCCGGUCGAUGCUCCAGUAGCCCCCUGCUGGUCGUUUUAUAUAUAAGCCGAUAUGAAGAGGAUCAAUGCUCUGACCUCAAAGAAGAUGUAUAUGUUUACAUUAUUUAAAAAGGACUUGAUGUUCAUACUCGUGUGUAUUAGCAUAGUCAUUCCCUCCAAGCUCUUGAACGCUGCAGAGCAUAUACACCUUCUACUAAACCAGGAUGACAUCAUCACACGCAGCUGUCAGCACAACGAUGGACAUCUGUCAGCCUUACGUACCUGCUGCACUUGGAAGGGGGGGGGGGAGGAGGGGCGUGUCUUUAUGGAUCUUCUCAAUCAUUUAUUUGACAAUGGAAAUAGUUUUCGGUUUGCGCUUAGAGACAAAUUCAACUUUUGUUUUAUUUUGAAGCUGAAAUGAAUCUUGAGUGAACGUUUUGAAAUUGUGAGGCCGGUUCUGGUUUCCAUUUGUAUUGAUGAAUGAUAAUACGAGCCCCACAGGAGGGACUGGUCGGUUCCUGUAUUACUGCUCCAAGCAUCCGGAUGUUUUCUGUUUUUAUUGCCAUGUUGUCGCGUUUCUUUUUUCUUUUUUUUCACACUCCAAUCUCGUUCAAAUGAAUCCACUGUGAACACAAAACAAAGUGGCGUUGCACAUCGGUGGGAGGCAGCGCGUCGAGGCGGCAACGAUGAAUCAGUCCAACGUGUUUUAUUUAACCGCUCCUGUACGUGAACCACGGCUAUUUUAACUUUUGUAUGAAACAGAAAAGGAAAAAAAAAAGGCCUGAAAACAAAAAAAUGAAUAAAUGAUUGUGCUUCUUAAGUGAA
Molecule: messenger RNA, 1908 nt
Organism: Pseudoliparis swirei
Lineage: Eukaryota; Metazoa; Chordata; Actinopteri; Perciformes; Liparidae
Gene: cyria
Product: family with sequence similarity 49 member A
Exons: 12
Coding region: 150-1124 (324 amino acids)
Biological process (GO): regulation of actin filament polymerization
Molecular function (GO): small GTPase binding
Source: RefSeq, a predicted model, not a curated record